UGAAUAGUGGUCGAGUGGGGCGGUCGUCGUCUUUUGGGACAUUUGUUAAACAAAAGAAAGAUCCAUUCAUUUGUACUUGUAGGUGUCCAACUCAGAUUACACUCAUAUGCACUGAACCCACUUGGAUUUGCAUGUCCCCAGGUCUAAACUCUAAAGAGAAGAUGAGCAGGACUCCGAUUUCUGAACUUGGCAGUCAGUCUGAGUUUGAGUGACUUGAGUCGAUCAUCUACCAUUCUACCAGAUUUCUUUGACCAAAAAAAAAAAAAAAGAAUCAACCAGAUUUCAUAAAUAUGGUCACCGGGAAAUCAAGCGACCCAGAGCGUCUGCAGCAGCUGAAGGCCUUCGACGACUCCAAAGCUGGUGUCAAAGGCAUCGUCGAUGCCGGAAUCACCAAACUCCCACCAAUUUUCGUCCGUCCAAAGAAAGAUCCCUCCGUCAUCGGCGAUCGUACGGUUUCAGGUCAUUUCGGUAUCCCUGUAGUGGAUCUGGCUGAAUAUAACGGAAGGCGUGCUGAGGUGAUCGACCAAGUCCGGAGGGCAGCAGAGAGCUUUGGGUUCUUCCAGGUGGUGAACCAUGGGAUGCCCGAGAGAGUGAUGGAGGAGAUGAUGGAGGCGGCGCGUGUGUUUCACGAGCUGCCGAGGGAGGAGAAGGCGGAGUACUAUGGUAGGGAGAUGGGGAUGAAGGUCAAGUAUUUCUCUGGCAGUACCAUGUAUAAGUUGAUGUUUGCUGAUUGGAAGGACACUUUGCAGUGUAACAUAAGUGACGAGCUGUUUGAUCCUCAAGAAAUUCCUGUCGUUUGCAGAGAUAUAACUAUGGAGUACUCUAAGCACAUUCACAAGUUAGGUGUCACCUUAUUUGAAUUUCUAUCUGAGGCGCUUAGGAUCAAACCUGAUCACCUCAAAAACUUGGAUAGCACAAUGGGGCAUAUGGUUCUUAGUCAUUACUAUCCACCAUGCCCCGAGCCUGAAGUGACUAUUGGCACUGUCGAACACUCAGAUCCUGAUUUUAUGACCAUCCUACUUCAAGACCAAAUCGGUGGACUUCAGGUUUUGUACCAAAAUCAGUGGAUUGAUGUUCCUCCUGUACCUAGAGCUCUAGUGGUGAAUAUCGGAGAUUUCUUGCAGCUGAUCUCAAACAAUAAGUUCAUAAGCGUUAAUCACAGAGUAUUGGCAAAAAAUGAAGGUCCAAGAAUUUCCGUGGCAUGUUUUUUUAGACCUUCACUAGAAAACUCCUCAAGAUUAUAUGGACCAAUCAAAGAAUUAACAUCAGAAGAAAAACCUUCAGUUUAUCAGGAAACAACAGUGAAGGAUUAUGUUAUGUGCCACUACAAGAGUUGGGAACUAAAUGGGGUCUCCGGGCUAGAAGACUUGAAGCUAUAGAAAUAACUGAUGAAGUUUAUCCUUGAAAUUGUAUGCUUUACUGAUAGUUUAUGCAAUAAUUGAUCAAUCACAUACUUAUUGAUAGUUAAAUUUAAUAUACUUUUUGGUUUUAGCACUAUCAUUUGACCUUAAUGAUCUUAUGAGUUUUUUAUUUAUGGGCGUCAAUGAGUACCGCAUACUGUUAAUGGAUAAUGCAUAAAUUUAUUAUUAGUG
Molecule: messenger RNA, 1592 nt
Organism: Rosa rugosa (rugosa rose)
Lineage: Eukaryota; Viridiplantae; Streptophyta; Magnoliopsida; Rosales; Rosaceae
Product: deacetoxyvindoline 4-hydroxylase-like
Exons: 4
Coding region: 291-1379 (362 amino acids)
Source: RefSeq, a predicted model, not a curated record